Anneissia japonica is the source of this 2717-nucleotide messenger RNA. RefSeq names its product cell adhesion molecule 3-like. The transcript has 2 exons. Bases 753 to 2009 code for a protein of 418 amino acids. The record is from RefSeq and is a predicted model, not a curated record. NCBI's taxonomy places the organism in Eukaryota, Metazoa, Echinodermata, Crinoidea, Comatulida, Comatulidae.
UUGAACAUGGUAACAUAUUAUCUUCAUUGUCUUCGUCAUAAUCAUAUUUUUAUCGUCACCAUUGUCGUCGUUGUCAUCACCAUCAUCACUCAUCAUUUAUAAAUAAAUAAUUAAAUAAUUAAUAAUACUGUAGUUUGUUUAUGGUCCACAAGAAAAGAUUUAAAAUUAUUCACUGGAAGCAACUUUUUGUCUUUAAGAUGUCGUGUUAACUUAAGGAUCUUAAGCAAUUCAAUCGAUGCUUAUUUACUCAACCAUUCACAUUCAUGCUCGCUUACCCAACGUGUUUCUCGGCAACAACGUGAUGACAAUUGAUUGGACACACAACACAAUGCGUAGUGUAAACGCACCGGAGCGCACGUAACGAUUUCUUUUGUUUCGUAGAGUUCAGUUCACGCCAUGCGUAUGAUGUUUGCAAAUGAUAAAUAUUUGCAAAUACAACAGUACAAAGCGGAUGUUCCGUUUGUUUCCGACUAUUUAUAUUUAAAUAUUGUCACAUUAAAACGGGACAUUGUAUUUUGAAUGUAAGAGUACUGGAAUUCAAGGCCUCGUUUGGAGGCUUAGUUUUCAUCCACAAUUUAUGCGACAUCUGGGUUCGAUGGUAGUGACGAUCAGUUUAUAGACAUAUUCAUCAAUUGUAAUGUAAAUCGAUUUUUGCAAAAGAAUCCUUCGGAAAUAUGCAUUAGUCUAUUUUUAUAGGCCUGGAUAAUUUUUCUUAUAAACAAGUAUAUGCUUGUAUAAUAAGAACGUUGAUAAUGGAUUUAGAAAAAACGACGUUUGCAGUUCGGAUCAAAAUGACGUUUUUUUUGGCUAUCCUACCGGUUUGCUUCAUGAAUACUUAUGCAGCAUCAGUACUGGAAGGGCCAAGUAAUUCCACGGCUAAACAAGGUUAUACAGUCGUGCUCAAAUGCAAGGUAGAUAGUCUAGAUGAAUCGUCAGGACAGGCCGUCGCUUGGGAACACGACGGUAAGCCCAAUCCUACCCUCAGUCACGGCACAAAAAUUGUUCGCGAGGGAAAGAUGGACAGGUUCUCGAUCGUAGGAAAUGUAACCGCUGGUGAAUACAAUCUUCAAAUAAAUCCUGUACUUGCUGAAGAUAGAGGAGAAUAUUCAUGCUCUGUUUUCCGAGGUGAUGCAACUGGUAAAUCUGCAAUUUUGACAGUGCUGUAUCCCCCUUCCGAUAAUUACCCUCUAUGCUACCCAUUGGAAAAUACGUUACAUUUUAAAGAAAUUGAAACACUGUCAAUAGUCUGUAAAACAGGGAUUUCGGAUCCUCCAGCAACUGUUACAUGGAUUGAUGAUAAUGGCCAUGAAAUUAACGACUCAAGUGUGAUAUUGAUCGGCAAUGAAUACGUGGUGACCCAUAAAGAAACCAUGUAUAACUACCACGAUGGUGAUACCUAUUUUUGCUCUGUAUCACAUCCGUUGUGGCCUGAACCACGGAACUGUUCUCUGGGACCGUUAUUUAUCCUCUACCGUCCUCUCACUACUAUAUCAGUACAGAUGACAGAGAAAUAUAUUGAACUAAAUUGUUCGGCUUUUGGAAAUCCGUCCAAGUUCACUUAUGAAUGGACGAUUUAUCGAGGCAACCAGACGAAAACGCAGCAAGACUUUAAGGAAGAAGACAUCCCAAAUAAAUCCAAUUUCCUCACACUACAGAGAUCUAAAUACAAUAGCGUAGAAUUGGUUGUUGAAUGCGCAGCAAGAAAUCCACAAGGAGUCGGAAAAUCAAAUGCAACCAUUCUGUUAUCGUCUGCACAUUGUCGUGGCGGCAAAACAAAGCUGAUUGAUAUUUGUCGCACCGUCUCAGUACCAACUGUUUGUGUAUUGUCAAUAGUCGUUGUAGUCUCGUGGGUAUUAAUUGGAUUUCUAAUUAUGAAAGUAAGAAAAUUGAAAAAGGCAGCAGUCCCUGAGGUAUCCAACGUAAGCUCUAGAGUAGAAAUGACACGUAGUGGAAACAACGGUGUAUAUGUGACACUCACGGAAUCCAUUGACAAUUUGGAUAGAACCUAAUGUUACACGAAUAUUUAUGAAUUUAAAAUUUCAUAAACUGUAAUUACGAAAAUUACUUGUAAAUAUAAGCUGUUCUUGUGCCCUUUUGAAAUUAUGCAUACUUUUUCAUGUUAUUUUAUUUAUUUUGUCAUUAGAAAAACAUACAAUAAGGACAAAAGAAAAUACAGACAAACUGACAGUAAAAAUAGCAAUUGUUAAAAACCCGACGGAGUAACCUAACAAGCGAAGGUUCUCUAAGGUUAAACACAAUAAGUGAAAACACUUAAAAUAUUCGUGAAUACCGUAGUUAAUACCAGGAAAAGUGUACGCUACAGUGCUUUGGAUACAUGUUUAAAACUCUUGGAUUUUUCAGUGUUUUACCAAUUCUCAACAUGUGAAUAAUAUGUAUGAAAUAAUUGCCAUCACUAAUCUUUCCAAACGACCACGUGGUAGAGUGACCACGUGGUAGAGUGACCAUUUAAAAACAAUUAAUAUAGUAUAAAUUAUUUCACCCAUUUGACAUGUUCCUUAAGAUCUCAUUUAGUUUGAAGAUGCUAAAAAAUAAUUUUACGUUUAUUUUGUUUAAUUUCUAACUAGGCUUACGCUUUUAGCUAACGUUUAGGCUCUUGUGUUUUAGAACAUCACAUGUGAUUAGUCAUUUUGUUUGCAGUAAACAUGACAUUACUAAGCAUCAUAUAAUAUAUAUAUAUAUAUAUAUAUAUAUAUAUA